GUUUCUAGUGGAAUUUUUUGCAACGUUCAGCGAACUGAGAAAAAACAGCGCACUUUCUCGGCGAAUGGCGUCAAAUGAGAGGUCACCGGGUUAUAUGAUAUUAUGCUAAACCAUCGAUAAUCAGUCAUUCCAGUUCUAAGCACUCGUUCUACAGUCGAUGUAUAAGCGCGCUGGAAAACACCAGCUAAAUCUGUUCCCACUCUUGCCUCGACGAGUGAGAAAUGAAUGGUGCCCCCGCGAGAAAUGAGAAAGCAGAGGGGGAACCCCACACUAGCGAGAAAAGGGAUUCCAUGAGCAAACUAAAAGACGGUUUGCAACUCUUGCGCAAAUUAAUCGACGACCCCAAACUUACGGAGGAACGCAAAAAGGUGAUUUUGAACGAGACACUGGUUCGUGUGAAAGACAGCGUAGGAACGCCGUUGAUUUUAGCAGCGUUAAAUGGAUACACUGAAGUAGUUGAGGUGCUUUUAAGACACGGUUUGGUAGAUGUAGAGCAGACAUGCACGGUCUGUCUAGAUGGAGGAACUCAGGCGGAGGGUGUCACUGCACUCUGGGCAGCGUCGUAUAGUGGACAUGUUGAUAUUGUGGCUCUUCUGCUCCGAUUCAAAGCGGAUCCAAAUCACACAACUGCCUCGAACUCGUCGCCAUUACGCACAGCGUGUUUUUGGGGAUGGAAAGAGGUUGCAAUGUGUUUGAUACACGGCGCUGCGGAUGUGAAUGGAGUCAACAGUCAGGGAAGCUCAUGUCUAAUGGCCGCAGCUUACAAUGGGCACAAGGAGCUGAUAACAGCUCUAAUCAACAAGGGAGCUCUCAUCAACUCGCGGGACAACAAAGGCAACACAGCGCUUCAUUACGCCGUUGAGCGGGGCCAGCUUAUAAUCGUCAAAAUCCUGAUCAAACAUGGAGCUGAAAUGAACAGCAACCAGGAUGGCAUGACUCCACUGAAAAUGGCUUGCAAUGCUUGCCGGGAUGAUAUCAUGAAGUUCUUCGUCCUUCUGCGAGAUACAUCACGACACGACAUCGUCGAGGCUUUAGAACUCCUAGGAGCAACGUACGCAAACCACCCGGAGAAGAGCAACCUUGAUAAAGCAUACAAGUUACUGUGCAGCGCAAUGCAACAUCGCUACCAUGACCCGGGCGCUGACGUCCUGCAUAAGUUCGUUCGCCCUCCCGUCAAGGCUUAUGGCUACAGAAUGGAGUGUCAGACACCCGAAGAAAUCGAAAAAAUCAAGGAUAACCCUUACGCUAUCCAGAUGGAAGGUUUGAUUGUAAGAGAAAGGAUUCUAAGAGCAAGGAAUCCAUCGUUGACAUCGCAUAUCAGGUAUCGCGGGGCGUGCAUGGCAGACGAGGGGCAAUUCCAGUGGGCCAUGGAUCUUUGGAAAUACUCUGCGAAACUCGAUCAACGAAAUGGACAUUCAAUUUAUGAUCAGCUUCUUCGGAUUGGCCGAUUGAUGGUUCGGAUGGUGCUCGCUGAGCGUUCGCCGACGUUCGCGCAAAUUGAGGAGGCGUUUAAUAUGCUACUGCACGAUUUGGAAAAGUUGCCCCCCGCAGAGGACAUGCCUGUUACGGAAAAAGCUAAAACACGAAGUGACUUUGAGAAAGCCCAGCGGGUCGUUCUCUACUACCUAGCCAUCGCGUUACAGCUUGACAUGCGGAGAAAAGAGGAACGAAGGUGCGUCAGACUGAUUAAGAAGUUUCUAGUAUUUGAAGAGAAACACAUGGACAUAGGGAGCAACUCCUUAUUACACCUAGCAGUCUCAGAACAGACCCUCUCGGCCGACAAAGACUUCCUGCAAAUCUGCGAGUUCCCAAGCGUUGACAUUGCAAGGCUUCUAGUAGGUGCUGGCGCGGAUGCUAACGUCACCAACGAGCACGGUAGCACCCCCCUACACAUUAUAGCGUCCCUAGAACCCACUUUCGAUCCAAACAGGAGACUUAGCACUGGCUCGAUUCAGCUUGAGAUCGUGCAUGAUCUGCUCGAGGCUGGCGCCUCGACUGAGGUACCCGACGAGGAACACAAGACGCCCGUGGACUACGCCAAAUUGCAAGCGAUAAAAAAGAUGAUGAAGCAGUUUUCAGUGGAGACUGAGGAGGACACUCUAGAUAUGCAUAUAUAGAAAUCGAUAGAAAUGAGGCUGGACCCGAGCCGGGCCCACCAGUGUGACUAGGUACACCCCAAGUGAACUUCUUGUGAACACCUUUUAUUAAGAACUUAAGUUGCUCGUGCAGAUGUUGUGUACACAAUAAGUAGAGUUGUACAAGAAACGUUGGGUAAGGUUGGCCUGGUAGACGUGUAAACGACGAUAUUGCGUAGUUGUGUAAAAUCAACUGGGUAUUUCCCAUCAACUAGGUAUUUCCCUAAGUUCUCUUGUGAAAACGGCCCACUUUAAUUGUCGACUGAAUGUUGCUAGUGUAGACGGUGUAUGUACACAAACAAUUAAAGUUGUCAACUUUAA
Molecule: messenger RNA, 2456 nt
Organism: Nematostella vectensis (starlet sea anemone)
Lineage: Eukaryota; Metazoa; Cnidaria; Anthozoa; Actiniaria; Edwardsiidae
Product: protein fem-1 homolog B
Exons: 3
Coding region: 222-2117 (631 amino acids)
Biological process (GO): protein localization to ciliary inversin compartment
Cellular component (GO): ciliary inversin compartment
Molecular function (GO): protein binding
Source: RefSeq, a predicted model, not a curated record